Etheostoma cragini (Arkansas darter) is the source of this 1341-nucleotide messenger RNA. It is a transcript of the gene tpm2, whose product is annotated as tropomyosin 2 (beta). The record is from RefSeq and is a predicted model, not a curated record. The transcript is spliced from 9 exons. Lineage: Eukaryota; Metazoa; Chordata; Actinopteri; Perciformes; Percidae. Gene Ontology annotation, cellular component: actin filament. Gene Ontology annotation, biological process: muscle contraction; actin filament organization. The coding region runs from base 175 to 1029 and encodes 284 amino acids. Gene Ontology annotation, molecular function: actin filament binding.
CGCCGCUGCUAGUUCAUCCUCGAGCUCUCCCCGCGCCACUCAGCACGAGCGCUCCUGUCCACCUGCGUCCCUGUCACAGACCUCUGUCUCUGUCUCUGUCUCUGUCUCCGUCCCCGUCCGGACUAACCGAGCACUUUUGUCCCUCUGCUGAGAACCAACACGACCUGAGGAACCAUGGAGGCCAUCAAGAAGAAGAUGCAGAUGCUGAAGCUGGAUAAGGAGAACGCGAUAGACCGGGCAGAGCAGGCGGAGGGGGACAAGAAAGGAGCGGAGGACAAAUGCAAACAGCUGGAGGAAGAGCUGCUGGGUCUACAGAAGAAGCUGAAAGGAGUGGAGGAUGAGCUGGACAAAUACUCAGAGUCGCUGAAGGAUGCCCAGGAGAAACUGGAGCAGGCGGAGAAAAAGGCAACAGAUGCUGAGGCCGAGGUGGCGUCUCUAAACAGGCGUAUCCAGCUGGUGGAGGAGGAGUUGGACCGGGCUCAGGAGAGACUGGCGACUGCUCUGCAGAAGCUGGAGGAGGCUGAGAAAGCUGCGGACGAGAGUGAGAGAGGGAUGAAGGUCAUAGAGAACAGAGCAUCCAAAGACGAGGAGAAGAUGGAGAUCCAGGAGAUGCAGCUGAAGGAGGCCAAACACAUCGCAGAGGAGGCCGACCGCAAAUAUGAAGAGGUUGCGCGUAAACUGGUGAUCCUGGAGGGGGAUCUGGAGCGCUCGGAGGAGAGGGCAGAGGUGGCCGAGGCGCGAGUGAGGGAGCUGGAGGAGGAGCUCCGACUAAUGGACCAGAAUAUGAAGUCCAUGAUGUGCGGAGAGGAAGAGUACUCGCAAAAGGAGGACAAAUACGAAGAAGAAAUCAAAGUUCUUACUGACAAACUGAAAGAGGCUGAGACCCGUGCCGAGUUUGCAGAGAGGUCCGUGGCCAAGCUGGAGAAGACCAUCGAUGAUUUGGAAGAUGAAGUGUAUGCUCAGAAGCUGAAGGGCAAGGCUCUCAGCGAGGAGCUGGACCUGGCCCUCAACGACAUGACUACACUGUAGCCGCUGUCACUUCCUCUUUGCUCCUCCUUCCUGUCUGAACUCUUGUCCGCCUGUUCACUGUCGUUUAGUUCCAGUCCACAGUGGUGUCUGGGGCUAGAGGAUUCUAAAAUUGGAAUGUGCUGAAUCCACCCACCCAUAAGGAAGUGGUGUCUGUGUCACACAGCACCAGCCUUUGUACAGAGGUUUGAGUUCUUGCUCACCCAGUCACUGCUGUGUCUGCGGGUUCACUGAGUUAAUGUCCUAAAUAUUCAUGUAAACCUGUUUUCCCCUUCCCGCUCUGUAAUAAAUGUAUUAAAGCUCUCUUGACUUUUC